ACCCAUUCGCAGUCGUUGGAGAGUCGUUCACCGAGUCGGUUGUUGAUUGUUCCGAAUCGUAGAACAACACGCGGAAUCAAAAUGCAAUUCAGAAGUGCUUUGCACAUCCUCCUCUUGAGCCUGGUGGCUCUUCAGCAACUGGACUUGGGUGCCGGCUCCCGCAUCCUGGCAGCCUUCUUUUUCCCCGGAAAAAGCCAUUUCAUGAUGACCAAUGCCAUCAUCAGGGAACUCGUAAAACAAGGCCAUGAAGUCACUUUCAUCACUCCGUUCUCCUUAGCCAAGGAAAAGCUUGGAGCGAACUACAAGGAAAUUGUGAUUCCGCAAUACGAUUUUUGGCCAGAAAUUAAGGAGAUGACCAAAAAAAACACCGUUUUGGAAAUGACUGAUUUGCCGAAUCACGUAUUCUUCAGGAUGGUUAAUGUGAUGGGAGUGCACAGCACAGACUUUGCCUUCGAGCAGCCGGAAAUUCAGGCAGUAAUCAAUGAAAAGAAUAAGGUCGGCAAGUACGAUCUUUUGCUGGCGGAGCAGUUCUUCAACGAGGGUGCCCUCAUCCUGGGACACCUCUAUCAGAUCCCCAUCAUAACGGUUUCGACCUUUGGCAAUGCCAACUACCUCAGCCAGUUGUUUGGAAUAGUGUCUCCUUGGUCGUAUGUCCCACAUGCCUAUAUGCCAUUCACAGAUCGCAUGUCAUUUUUGGAUCGAAUUUCAAAUGUUGCCAUCAAUGCCUUCGAGGAUCUCAGCAGGGAGUUCUCUUACUACCCCGGUCAGGAUGCCGUCUUAAGGAAACACUUCUCCAAACUGCUCGAUAGAGUUCCGACCAUAAAGGAACUAGAGCGAAACAUCUCUGCUAUCCUAUUGAACACCUACAUGCCACUGGCUUCGGCCAGACCCAUGGCUUAUAACAUGAUCCCUGUGGGUGGACUGCAUAUUCAGCCCCCGAAGGAAUUGCCGGAGGACCUUCAGAAGUUCCUGGAUGGAGCUACCCAUGGAGCUAUUUACUUCAGCUUGGGCUCCCAAGUACGCAGUGCCGAUCUCCCUUCCGAAAAGCUUAAGAUAUUCCUGGACGUCUUUGGCAGUCUGAAACAGCGUGUUCUUUGGAAGUUCGAGGAUGAAUCUCUGCCCAAUCUGCCGGCCAAUGUGAAGGUGCAGAGUUGGUUACCUCAGGCCGACAUUCUGGCGCAUCCCAAUGUGAAGGUGUUCAUCGCCCAUGGUGGACUCUUCGGAACUCAGGAAGCGGUAUACAAUGGAGUACCAAUUCUAGGAAUGCCUGUCUAUUGUGAUCAGCAUCAGAAUAUUAAUCAAGGAAAGAAUGCGGGAUAUGCUUUGGGCCUGGACUACCGGAGUGUUACGGAGGAAGAGUUGCGAGGACUGCUUCUUGAACUGAUUGAGAAUCCCAAGUACGCUAAUAACAUAAAGAAGGCUUCGAGGGUGUUCCGCGAUCGACCCCUUGGAGCUAUGGAUACGGCGAUGUACUGGAUCAACUAUGUGAUCGAGCACCGAGGAGCUCCUCAUCUGGUGGCAGCUGGCGUGGAACUGCCCUGGUACCAAUUCUACCUCCUGGACAUUGUGGGCCUGGCUCUGGCUAUCAUUCUCCUGCCAAUUGUGGCCCUGAUCCUCAUUUGCCGCAGCAAAUCCUCCAAAUCGAAGAACACUCCAAGUAAGAAGAAGGCCAAGAAGAAUUAGAACCAAAACUUGAGAUUUAUUUUUGUUAACAAAAGAGGAUACAUUUAUGUUAGGUAGUUUCUUGUAAUAAAUUUUGGAUAAUUUCGUAA
Drosophila takahashii is the source of this 1772-nucleotide messenger RNA. RefSeq names its product UDP-glycosyltransferase family 49 member B1. Gene Ontology annotation, molecular function: UDP-glycosyltransferase activity. The record is from RefSeq and is a predicted model, not a curated record. NCBI's taxonomy places the organism in Eukaryota, Metazoa, Arthropoda, Insecta, Diptera, Drosophilidae.